This is a messenger RNA of Nematolebias whitei (Rio pearlfish), 1029 nucleotides long. It is a transcript of the gene vstm4b, whose product is annotated as V-set and transmembrane domain containing 4b. Bases 1 to 1029 code for a protein of 342 amino acids. The transcript has 8 exons. NCBI's taxonomy places the organism in Eukaryota, Metazoa, Chordata, Actinopteri, Cyprinodontiformes, Rivulidae. The record is from RefSeq and is a predicted model, not a curated record.
AUGACAGAAAUGUCACAAGUUUUGAUGGAGGAUGCUGUUGGCAUGCUGAGUGCAGGAAUGUCCACCAGAGUUGCUGCCCAUGAAUUGAAUGUUAAUUUCUUUACCAAAGAUUUAUGUUUGGCCAUAAACGCCACCAUCACUCCUUCACCUUUCACAGUUGCCCAGGAGGCUCAGAAUAUCACUCUUACCUGUACUGUGUCGCAGCGGCGCCGCAACACAGCGUUACCAGUAGUUAAGUGGGCCUUUCUACCAGCAAGCACGGAUCGACUAGAGGAUGAAAUCCUCAUUGCUCGCAUCAACAUGAGGAAAGCCCGUUUUUAUGGAAACUAUACAAAGAGUUUCCAGUGGACCAAGUUUAGGCUGACUGUUGUGAAGCAGGGUAAGAUCUUUGAGCUGCUCAUCUUGAAUGUGUCUGAGUGGGACCGGGGACUCUACCUGUGCCAAGUGCAGGAAUUGAAGAAGCGCCAGGAUCGCUGGAAGGCUUCAUCCAACUGCACUGCUGCUACUGAGCUUAGAGUGCAUACUCUACUGACCACCAAGGCCAAAGAAAACCUCUGGAGUUUGUUUGAAGAUGUGUACCUGUGUGCAGUGCUGAUCUGCUCAGUGGGGUUACUGUGCAUGUGCAUGUUCACUGUGACGAUGACCUGCCAGUUCAUACAGAGGAAGCAGAGGCUAAAAGAGAAAUACCACUUAGUGAAGAGCCCUCAGGACAGUUCAAGAGAGACAGUUACCAGUAUGAUCAGUGUCUCUCCAGUAGUUCCUAAGAAGGAGAGGAAAUACAGGAAGAGAAGGAACAAAAACCACCAGGAGAACAAACCACCAGAGAUACCAGCUAAAGUUCCCAUUGGAGACAAAACAAACAAACACAAACUUUUAAAACCUCAAUCACGGAAAGUUGUACUGCCAAGGAUAGUGGAGGAGAGCCUGAUGUAUGCAGAGCUGGAUCUGAUGAAGCCACUUCCAGAGACAAAGGCGUCACGUAAUUGGACUGUGUAUGCUCAGAUACAGUUUGUCGAACAGCAACUAUGA